Messenger RNA from Mirounga angustirostris (Northern elephant seal), 2707 nucleotides. RefSeq names its product prickle planar cell polarity protein 4 (gene PRICKLE4). Gene Ontology annotation, molecular function: zinc ion binding. The coding region runs from base 1520 to 2707 and encodes 395 amino acids. NCBI's taxonomy places the organism in Eukaryota, Metazoa, Chordata, Mammalia, Carnivora, Phocidae. The record is from RefSeq and is a predicted model, not a curated record. The transcript is spliced from 6 exons.
GGGUGAGGGGUGAGAGCUGAUUUCUGAGCAUUGUUUCUGUGGGCGGCAAUUUCAUACAAACUAUAACCUGGAAGAGAGGGUGCAAAUCCACUCUGAGGUCCCAGAUGGCCCCUAUUCUGUGCCGGACCCUCUCCCAAACGCCUCUUGCUGCCUGGAGCAGGGGCGGUGCUUUUAGGGGAAGUGGUUCCUCUUGGCCCUGAACGUAAACAGCCCAUCGUGGCUGCUUUCCACAGGAAACUGACCAGAGGGACAGAACAGGAAGGAAGCAGAUGGGUGUGGAAGCAGGGAUGGGUGGCUCAGGACGUCUGAAGGUGUGCGGGGGUGGGUGCUCAGGGCUGGGAAGCAAUGUAACUGUUACAGUCCAAACCUUGUUCCCAACUCCACAGCUGGGUCUUCUAGAGACCUGGGAUUUGGUGAGGCCCUCCUGUGCCCAGCUGCUGUCAGAAUCCAUCCCGGAUCUCAAAGGCAACCUCAACCUAGGACAUCCCUCAGCUUUCUAGUGUGACCUUAGGCAAGUUUACCUCAAUUUGUUUCAACCAUCAAAUGGGAUAACAGAAACUACCUGAUAGGAUUGUUUUGAGGAUGCAUUAUAGUAUGUAAAAUGCUAGUAUAGUCCCUUGCACAAAGUAAACAUUAUAGAAAAGUUUGCUCUGGUUCUUUUUCUUCCUAAGGUGCUGUAUAUACCUGCCCAGAGCCCCAGCCUCAUUCUGCCGGGUCUCAUCUCUUAGCCACUGGACUAUGAGCCCCUUGAGGGCAGGGCCCAUCCCUUUUCUACUUCAGUAGUCACCCCCACCCCCAAGAUACUCUGGUCCUGCUAGGGCCGGCCCCAAGGAGGGCUGGAGAGAUGUGUUGAGAAUUAUCCGGUGAAACUGGAAAUUGCUGCUGUAGGUAGAAGCCAGAAGCACAAGAUUUUCCUCUGUCCUCGAGCUUAGAGACUAGAUGAGGAACUGAGACGGGCAGAGGGCACAAAGAGAAACAUUAGUACGAAACCUCGGGGUGCAGACUGUACGUACUUCUGGAGCUCAGGGAAGGGAGAGCUGGUAUUGGCUGGAGGGGCUGAGAAGGGCUGAGAAGGGCUUCCUGGUGACGUGGUCCUUUUACCUGGCCUGAGCCUACAGCUGGAAAAGUGGGGCCUGUGUUGGGGGUGUGGAGGACUCAGGCUCACUGGGGUAGUCAGUGCACAAUGAGGAAUGGCGGAGUUAAGGCUGGGGAGGCGGGGAAGGGGCCAGUCUGCGCAAAGGCUCACUAGAAAAGCCUCCUCUUGCCUCCUUCCCAAUCUUGGGCAACCCCAGAAUUUGAGCUUCAGAAACUCUGGAGCCGAAAGGCCUGGCCUCAAGAUCUGGCUCAGCCACUUAGUAGCUAUGUGACCUCAGGCAUUUAUGCUCCCUGAGCCUCAGUGUAGCCAUCUAUACAAUGGGAACAGGAAUACCACCCAUGUCUUCUGGUUGUUGGGAGGAUGGAAGGAGAUAAUUCCUGCAGAGCACUUAGCAUGGCCUGGCACAUUGUAAGGGGCCAAUAAAUGGAAGGUGUUCUUGUUUUCUGGGCAGACUUUGUCACAAUGUCAGGGCUGAACUCUGACUGGCCCCACGAGGGGGAGAGCCUCAGCCCUCAGGAGCCAGGUCCUCCAGCCAACUCAGACAGUGACCCAGGCCACUUGCCAGAGGAGCACCCUGAGGAGACGUCUGCUCAGGAUCCUAAAGUUCUGAGCUUGGGGCUCCCUGGCCUGGACACCGGCGGGGCCUCCAACUGGCCUGGGCUUCGGAUCCUCCUGCAGCAGCUGCCUCCACAGGACAGUGAUGAGCGCUACUGCCUGGCCCUUGGGGAGGAUGAGCUGGCCGAGCUGCGGCUCUUCUGUGCCCAGCGGAGGCGGGAGGCCCUGGGACAGGGGGUGGCCUGCCUGGUACCUCCCAAGCUGGCAGAACACACCUGUGAGAAGUGCAGGGAGCCGCUGAGGCCAGGCGAGUACGGAGUGUGCGCAGCCCCGGCCGGAGAGCGGCGCGGCUGGCACCCGGCGUGCUUUGCCUGCCAGGCCUGCGGCCAGGCCCUGCUACACCUCAUCUACUUCUCCCACGACGGGCGUCUCUACUGCGGCCGUCAUCACGCAGAGCUGCUGCGGCCGCGCUGCCCGGCCUGCGACCAGCUGAUCUUCUCCCGGCGCUGCACCGAGGCGGAGGGACGGCGCUGGCACGAGAACCACUUCUGCUGCCAGGACUGCGCCGGGCCCUUGGGCGGGGGACGUUAUGCCUUGCCGGGGGGCCGCCCCUGCUGCCCCCGCUGCUUUAAGAGUCGCUACUCGAAUGCCGGCUCGAGCCAGGCCCCAACACUGGAAGGGAGGGCGCCGCUUGGGGAGGCGAGACUCGAGAGAGUUGCAGAGGGAGACUGCGCCCCGCUGGACGCCGCUACCAUCUCCCGGGCAGCCCUUCUCGCCGCUGCCUCCCGCUCCAGUCCGGAAACCCAGAGGGGGCGACUUCGAUCCAGUCCGGAGCAGGAGGGUCGAGCUGGGGACGAGGCGGAGGCACCCACCAAAGGGCGGGAGACGCCCCUCGAUGCCAAGGAGGACGCCCCCUGCCCCACCUGCUCCUCUUCUUCUGACUCGGAACCCGAAGGCUUUUUCUUAGGUCAGCGCCUUCCCGGUCCGUGGAAGACCCCCGGAAGCCUCCAGGCUGGGCACAGCGACACCUCCAGGAAGCACUGCACCAUUUGCUAG